This is a messenger RNA of Callithrix jacchus (white-tufted-ear marmoset), 4723 nucleotides long. NCBI's taxonomy places the organism in Eukaryota, Metazoa, Chordata, Mammalia, Primates, Cebidae. The record is from RefSeq and is a predicted model, not a curated record.
UGCUGUCUCCCCUGGCUCCCCAGUGUCUCUGCGUCAGUCCCCAGACAUCUGUCCAGUGUCUGCAUCCAACUCCCCGAGACAGAUAGGGAGGCCCAGCAGGUGAAGGUGAAGGUGGGGGCCAGCAGCACAGCCUCACAGCGCCCACCCUAGCAGCCCAGCCAAGGGCACCAUCCUUGGGCUUGGGCCCUUCUCCAUCCCGGUGGAAGGCAGAAGGGAGAUCCCUCGAGGCCCCACCAUGUGCCAGGGGAGCUGGGCACUCACCCGGUUCAGGGAAUUCCCACAGGCAAGGAGGGAGCCAAGAAAAGCACUUGUACUGGUGCACCCGCACACACACACACACACAUAUGGACACAUACACACAUGUGCGCGCGCACACAUGCGCACACAUACAUGCACACACACAUACACAUACACGCGAACACACACACACGCUGCCAGUUUAGGCCUAGAUCCUGGUGUGACUCACCAGGCAGCAAGCCCAGCAGGGCCCCCCAGGUCCCCAGGCCUGGAAAGGUGACCUCAGCCUGGAGGUAGUGGCCCUGGCUCCUCUGGGCACCACACUCCUCUGUGUGUCUGCUAAGGAGCUGUUUCCAGAUGCUGGGGACUCCCUGACCCAAUUUAGCACUUGCCAGGCCACCUUUUCACCCAGGGCAGGGGGCAGAGAGCUCUGAGCCGCAGGCCCCCAGCAGCCUCCCCAGGUUCCCAGUGGCCUGUGCCCCCCGCCACACACAGUGCCACCUCUAACAUCAUCCACUGUGUGGGGGGUGCUACUACAUAGAAUGUGGACCAGCGACAGCCCUGCCCCACGUCUGGGUGCACCAUCCCAUUCUGCAGAUGUGGAGACUGAGGCUGCUGUGGCCCAGCAGGCUCUGGUUAGUGCCUGGUGAGGGAACACUGGACAGGGAAGGCGGCACUAUCUGGGCGACCACAGACCCUAGGUGAACAGCCUGGACCAGGCAGAGGGGACAUGUUCAGAGGUUCUGAGAAGCUGAACCCCCAGGACUUUGUGACAGGGCUGUGAGGGGUAAGGGGUAAAAGGGUCACCAUGGCCACCCCCAGGGUGAGGGCGUGGAGGGCAGUGAGCGUGUACUGAUGUGGCUGCACUGGACAGUUGGGUGUUGAGAUGCCCGAGGGCCAUGGCAGGAGGUGGCUAGCCGUGGUGGGGGUAUGGAGCCUGACAGAUACCCUGCUGGAGUCGGAUGGAGGCCUGGGAGGGUCCUUGUGCAGGAGGCAGGGAGGGGGUUCGGCCUGAGCAUGCAGGAGGCGGGUACACGUGCAAACCGGGGCCCCAGGGAACAGCCCAGGCGAGGUCGGGAGGGGCCUGUGUUGUGACCGAGGGACCAGCAGAGGUGGGGAAAGGUGGCAGGAACUAGGGGGCGGCCAAGCUCGGGGCAUCAGCUAUGCCUGGGGGCUGGGUGCGUGUCCAGGGUCCGACGCCUGCAGCAGUCGGACACUGAGGCAGAGAGAGGUGGGAGAGUCAGGGGCUGGGGGCACUGCAGGCCCAAAGAUUGGUUGGGUGUAGCAGGUGGGUGGGUGUGAGGGACUUGGGGAGGGGAGCAGUAUUUACGGGCUGGUGGAGUAGGGAGUCGAUGCUGUGUCUGGAAGGCCAUCCAAAGGCCAGGGGUAAACUGAGGCUCUGUGAAGCUGACUUGUGAGAUGUCUGCCCCGAACUCACCCCACAACCCCUCCAUCCUCCCCUCCCACACCUGCCCCGUGGAGAAUCCCUGCCUAGUUCACUGCCCGCCUUCCUCUGCACCGCACCCUCCAGGGCAGGGGCAGGGUUUGUCUUACUCCUGGUUGUGAGGUCUCAGACAGGUUGCUGGCUCUGAGAGGUUAGGGUAGGGGCCUUGGGGUGCUCAGGAGGGGCAGGGCUCGGUGAGGGGGCACAGUGAGCUGGGGGUGCAGGUCUCAGAAGAGCAAGGGUCUGAGGCUGGUCAGUGAGGCCUGGGGUGUGGCUGGAGAAGGGGCAAGGAGUCGGGGCUGAGGUGGUCACAUGGGUGGAUGGAUGACGCCCUCACAGCUUCCCCGGUGGCACUCUGCCUCGGGACUUCCCUCUUUGCUUGUUACUCUACAUCCUCUUGCGGGGACCGACUCUUGGGAAGACCCGCCCCACCCUUCUCUGAGGUUCUCAAAAACCGCGCUGCAGGAGCAGAAGGGCGAGCUGCGCAAGCGGCUGUCCUACACCACACACAAGCUCGAGAAGCUCGAGACGGAGUUCGACUCCACGCGCCACUACCUGGAGAUCGAGCUGCGCCGCGCGCAGGAGGAGCUGGAGAAGGUCACGGAGAAGCUGCGCAGGAUUCAGAGCAACUACAUGGCACUGCAGAGGAUCAAUCAGGAGCUGGAGGACAAGCUGUACCGCAUGGGCCAGCACUAUGAGGAGGAGAAGCGUGCACUGAGUCACGAGAUUGUUGCCCUCAACAGCCACCUGCUGGAAGCCAAGGUGACCAUCGACAAGCUGUCAGAGGACAACGAGCUCUAUAGGAAGGACUGCAAUCUUGCGGCCCAGCUGCUGCAGUGCAGCCAGACCUACGGCAGGGUCCACAAGGUGUCUGAGCUGCCCUCGGACUUCCAGGAGCGCGUGAGCCUGCACAUGGAGAAGCAUGGCUGCAGCCUGCCCUCCCCCGUCUGCCACCCGGCCUAUGCCGACAGCGUCCCCACCUGCGUCAUCGCCAAGGUGCUAGAGAAGCCUGACCCUGCCAGCCUGUCCUCCCGCCUGUCCGAUGCGUCGGCCCGAGACCUGGCCUUCUGCGACGGAGUGGAGAAACCAGGCCCGCGGCCCCCCUACAAGGGAGACAUCUACUGCAGCGACACAGCCCUCUACUGCCCAGAAGAGCGGCGGCGCGACCGGCGGCCCAGCGUGGACGCACCCGUGACCGACGUGGGCUUCCUGCGGGCCCAGAACUCCACCGACAGCGCGGCUGAGGAGGAGGAGGAGGCCGAGGCAGCGGCCUUCCCGGCGGGCUUCCAGCACGAGGCCUUCCCUGGCUACGCGGGCUCACUGCCCACAUCCAGCUCCUACUCCAGCUUCAGUGCCACGUCGGAGGAGAAGGAGCACGCGCAGGCCAGCACGCUGACCGCGUCCCAGCAGGCCAUCUACCUGAACAGCCGUGAUGAGCUCUUCGACCGCAAGCCACCCUCCGCCACCUACGAGGGCAGCCCUCGCUUUGCCAAGGCCACGGCCGCGGUGGCAGCCCCGCUGGAGGCCGAGGUGGCCCCAGGCUUUGGGCGGACCAUGUCACCGUACCCGGCUGAGACCUUCCGAUUCCCGGCCUCUCCGGGUCCCCAGCAGGCCCUGAUGCCCCCAAACCUGUGGAGCCUACGGGCCAAGCCGGGGACUGCCCGGCUCUCCGGGGAGGACAUGCGGGGCCAGUGGCGACCCCUGAGCGUGGAGGACAUCGGCGCCUACUCCUACCCGGUUAGCGCCGCUGGCCGUGCCUCACCCUGCAGCUUCUCUGAACGCUACUACGGUGGGGCCGGGGGCAGCCCGGGCAAGAAGGCCGACGGCCGCACCAGCCCACUCUAUGCCAGCUACAAGGCCGACAGCUUCUCCGAGGGGGACGACCUCUCCCAGGGCCACCUGGCAGAGCCCUGCUUCCUGCGGGCGGGUGGGGACCUGAGCCUCAGCCCCGGCCGCUCUGCUGACCCACUGCCAGGCUACACACCCAGUGAGGGGGGUGACGGGGACAGGCUUGGGGUGCAGCUGUGUGGGGCCACCAGCAGCCCUGAGCCCGAGCAGGGCUCCAGGGACUCCUUGGAGCCAAGCUCCAUGGAGGCCUCCCCGGAAAUGCACCCCGCCGCCCGCCUCAGCCCCCAGCAGGCCUUCCCGAGGACUGGUAGCUCGGGGCUGAGCCGCAAGGACAGCCUCACCAAGGCCCAGCUCUAUGGAACCUUGCUCAACUGAGCGCCACGUGCAGGCCUGGCUGUGGGCCUCUCCCCGCCAGCCCAUGGCGCCCCAAGGGGCCGGCCUCACCCCCCAGCCCCUGCUGUUCCCCCGCCCCUGCCAACAACCAGGCGUCUGUUCCUCCCCGUACCUCCUCUCCUCCCCAACCCCAUAGGCCCGAGGAGGAUCCCCCCGCACUGCGGUGUCCACCAGCCCCGCCCCAUGGAGCUCCACUUAGAACGUUUUUCACACUCGUCCUUCCCCCAUCUGAGAGGGGCAUCCCCCCUUUUAUAAAGCGAAACUAUUUUUAUAGAGAAAAAGGGUCUUUCUAACGCACUUGGCCUCCAGCUCCCUGGACGGCUGCCUUGGCGUUUUCAACACAAAGCUCCUUUAUUUUUGGGUGAGGGUGCGUGGGGCCUGCCCCUUGGAAGGGAAGGGAAGGGAAGGACCGUGUCCUAUGGAGACUGGACUCUGCAAGUGGGGAGAACACCCCCACAAGCCAGUGACAAGGAAACCCAGAAGUUGUGUCCACGAAGAGGGAGCUGAAACGAAUUUGGGGCUAUGAAGUGUUUUAAAAAUCAUUUUUCGCAGUGUGGCCACCGCGCCGCCCUGAGCCCCCCCCACGGCCCAUAGUCCCGGGUGGGCGGGGAUGAUGUCCCGGUGCGGCUGGCGCUCAUCCCGCCCCCACGUCCAUCCCUGACACCGUCUUACUCUACCUCAGACAUGAUGAGGCCCUCCACUCCCGGUUUCUGUAGCUUGCGUUCCUGUUGUCUCUGAUGCAUGCCCUGUCAGUUACUAUUGUAUUUUGCAUUCAUUAAUAAAAGACACUGGUGGAAAGAA